Messenger RNA from Austrofundulus limnaeus, 1776 nucleotides. RefSeq names its product interferon-induced GTP-binding protein Mx. Gene Ontology annotation, molecular function: GTP binding; GTPase activity; microtubule binding. Gene Ontology annotation, biological process: synaptic vesicle budding from presynaptic endocytic zone membrane; defense response to virus; receptor internalization. NCBI's taxonomy places the organism in Eukaryota, Metazoa, Chordata, Actinopteri, Cyprinodontiformes, Rivulidae. Gene Ontology annotation, cellular component: nucleus; plasma membrane; synapse. The record is from RefSeq and is a predicted model, not a curated record.
GAGUCCAUCCGGUUGGUURUACAGUAUAUCACAGYACAUUCACCGGGCACAAGGACAUUCUAGCAGCAGCRAUGAACACUCUGAACCAGCAGUACGAGGAGAAGGUCCGUCCCUGCAUUGACCUGAUCGACUCUCUCCGCUCUCUGGGGGUGGAGAAGGACCUGGCGCUGCCUGCUAUAGCCGUGAUAGGAGACCAGAGCUCGGGGAAGAGCUCGGUGCUGGAGGCGCUGUCAGGGGUGGCUCUGCCCAGAGGAAGUGGCAUUGUUACAAGAUGUCCUCUUGAGCUAAAAAUGAAGAGAAGGAAAGAAGGACAGGAGUGGUAYGGAAAGAUAUGUUACCAAGAUCAUGAAGAAGAGCUAGACAAUCCUACAGUUGUGGAGAAAAAAAUAAGAGAAGCUCAGGAUGAAAUGGCCGGAGUGGGAGUGGGGAUCAGUGACGACCUCAUCAGUCUAGAAAUUGCUUCYCCUGAGGUUCCUGAUCUGACUCUCAUUGAUCUGCCGGGCAUYGCCAGAGUGGCUGUGAAGGGACAACCAGAAAACAUUGGUGAUCAGAUAAAGAGACUGAUCCAGAAGUUCAUUACAAAACAAGAAACCAUCAGCUUGGUCGUGGUUCCCAGCAAUGUGGACAUCGCGACUACAGAAGCUCUGAAGAUGGCUCAGCAGGUGGAUCCAGAAGGAGAGAGGACUCUGGGUAUCCUGACCAAGCCUGACCUGGUGGACAAAGGCACAGAAGAGACAGUGGUUGAAAUAGUCCACAAUGAAAUCAUCCAGCUGAAGAAGGGCUACAUGAUYGUUAAGUGCAGGGGUCAGAAGGAAAUCACUGAGAGGGUGUCGCUCACUGAAGCAAUAGAAAGAGAGAAAGCCUUCUUUAAAGACCAUCCAUAUUUCCACACWCUUUACAGUGGAGGCCAUGCUACUGUUCCUAAACUGGCUGAGAAACUUACAAUUGAGCUGGUUCAUCACAUUGAGAGGUCUCUUCCAAGACUAGAAGAGCAGAUAGAGGAAAAACUAAAACAGACUCAGGCUGAGCUGGACCGAUAUGGCAAUGGACCCCCAUCUGAUGCAGCAGAGCGACUGGUUUUCCUGAUUGAUAAAGUGACUGCGUUCACUCAGGAUGCCAUCAGCCUGACCACAGGAGAGGAGCUGAAGUGUGGAGAAAGACUCAAUGUCUUUUCAGUGCUCAGAAAAGAGUUUGGGAAAUGGAAGGCCCACCUGGAGCACUCAGGAGAAAACUUUAACAGCAAAAUCGAAAGGGAGGUGGAGGAAUACGAAGACAUGUACCGUGGAAGAGAACUUCCAGGYUUCAUCAACUACAAGACCUUUGAGGUGAUGGUCAAAGAGCAGAUCAAACAGCUGGAAGAACCUGCUGUCAGGAAACUUAAAGACAUUGGACUGAUGGUGCAUCUGAAAUCAUAUUAUAAAAUUGCUGGCAUGCGAUUGGCCGACCAGAUCCCCCUAGUGAUUCGUUAUGAGAUGCUGCAGCAGUCAGCCAUGCAGCUGCAGAGGGAGAUGCUCCAGAUGCUUCAGGACAAGGAGAACAUGGAAUUCCUGCUGAAGGAGGACUACAACAUCUGCAGCAAGAGGGCUGCUUUGCAGAGCCGCCUCAAGCGCCUCCUGCAGGCCCGUGCAUACUUAGUMGAGUUCUAAAAAUUAGGGCAUUUUAUGAAGUGUAAUUUGUUAAAUUUUUGUUUUGUUAGGCAGAUUGAGUUUAAUUGUUGUUUUAAAACAACUCAUUAUUGGAAAUGUUGUCCUGUUUGAAUAAAUUUACUGUCAUCUA